AGCAUCUAGAAACAUCGAGUGGCAACUCCAGCGAUGGCGUCGCAAGUUGGAGCCAUUAACUCGGUGAAUGCACUCAUUUCGAGGGUAUUCGUUCAGCCGAAAGGUGAUUUGGCCGACCGUCUCAACUCGAGGGUCACAGUUGUGAUUCUUGCCGUGUCAUCUGCACUUUUAUUAUCAUCUCAUUUCAUUGGAGAUCCGAUCACCUGUUGGACACCAGCACAGUUUAAUGCUCAAUGGGUCAACUUUGUGAACCAGUACUGUUUUGUGCAUGGUACGUAUUUUGUUCCACUCGACCAGCAACUAGCCUUUGAAGAGGAAGAACGAACAAAAGUUUCAAUUCAGUAUUAUCAGUGGGUGCCGUACGUAUUUGCACUUCAAGCCUUUUUGUUCUACAUUCCAAGAUUUAUAUGGAAAGCAAUGAUUGCCUACAGCGGCUACGACUUGGCUGCUGCCGUAAAGUAUGUCGACCGUUUCUGGUCCGAAAACCGUGACAAAGACGACAAAUUCAAAACUCGGCUAGCAGCUUUCGAAGGACGUCCAUCUGUAUACAUUUGGGAUGGAAUCCGUUUGGCACGAAAGAAGCGAAGCCGAAACAUGGCACUUUUCUAUACCCUGUCAACUGUAUGGCAGGCAGUGAAUGCUUGGAUUCAAUUUUAUAUUCUCACUCAACUUCUCGACUCAUCGAUUUACACCCUUUGGGGGCCAUCGAUUCUUGGUGAUUUGCUUCAAGGAAAUGAUUGGCAGACUACUGGACAUUUUCCAAGAAUUGUUCAUUGUGAUUUUAAUAGAAGACGGCCGGCUAGUGUACAGCUGGACACAGUUCUCUGCGUUCUCACUCUCAACAUCUACUACGAGAAGCUCUUCAUCUUCCUCUGGUUCUGGUUGGUCUUCGUCGCAGUUGUAUCAACUGUCAACUGCUUCAAAUGGAUCUAUUACCUGUGUAAUAAGACAAAGGCCCAGAAAACAAUAAAAAAUUACCUAUCAACUGCUCCAAUAAAGUCAACAAUCAGUGAUGAUCAGUUCUUCAGUGCACUUGGAGAAGAUGGGCUUUUCAUUAUGGAUCAAAUGGCUCUUAAUUUAGGAGAUAUUCCAGCUAGUUAUUUAACAAUUUCGAUGCGAAAUAUCUGCCAAGAUUUUAUCGAAUCCGAAGACUACAUCGACGAAGAACGGACCCCAUUUGUCAAAUCGAUUAAGCAUACUUGAACACCUUCUUUUUUACCUCAGUUCUUCUUGUUCGACACAACGAAUCCCAUAAGACAAUGAAACAAAAGAAACCUCCUCCCCCGAUGAUUGCUCCAUGAAUAGACAAACGACAAAAAAUACUUGAAAUUGUGCCUUUCGAACCUUCGCUUUUUGUUCUUCUUAAAUAAAGUUUUGUUUUUUUUG
Messenger RNA from Caenorhabditis elegans, 1386 nucleotides. It is a transcript of the gene inx-6, whose product is annotated as Innexin-6. Gene Ontology annotation, cellular component: gap junction; plasma membrane. Gene Ontology annotation, biological process: transmembrane transport. The record is from RefSeq and is marked reviewed. Lineage: Eukaryota; Metazoa; Nematoda; Chromadorea; Rhabditida; Rhabditidae. The coding region runs from base 34 to 1203 and encodes 389 amino acids. The transcript has 8 exons.